Nannospalax galili (Upper Galilee mountains blind mole rat) is the source of this 9747-nucleotide messenger RNA. It is a transcript of the gene Lama2, whose product is annotated as laminin subunit alpha 2. Gene Ontology annotation, biological process: regulation of embryonic development; regulation of cell adhesion; regulation of cell migration. Bases 85 to 9453 code for a protein of 3122 amino acids. Gene Ontology annotation, cellular component: basement membrane. Gene Ontology annotation, molecular function: signaling receptor binding; extracellular matrix structural constituent. The transcript has 65 exons. Lineage: Eukaryota; Metazoa; Chordata; Mammalia; Rodentia; Spalacidae. The record is from RefSeq and is a predicted model, not a curated record.
CCCCGCAGCUGCUCAUUCUGGCCCGGGACCUGGUGGCAGCAAUUCCUUCGGCUCCUGAGGAGUGGAUCUGCCGGGGCCAUCGCGAUGCCAGCGGCGUCCGGGGUCCUACUUCUCCUGCUGCUCUCGGGCACCGUCGGGGGCGGCCAGGCACAGGGGCCACAUCAGCGGCGACAGUCCCACGCUCAUCAGCAGAGAGGUUUAUUCCCCGCUGUCCUGAACCUUGCUUCUAAUGCACUCAUCAUGACCAAUGCAACUUGUGGGGAGAAGGGACCUGAAAUGUACUGCAAAUUGGUAGAGCAUGUCCCUGGGCAGCCUGUGAGGAACCCUCAGUGUCGAAUCUGCAAUCAAAAUAGCAGCCAUCCAUCCCAAAGACACCCAAUUACAAAUGCUAUUGACGGCAAGAACACCUGGUGGCAGAGUCCCAGUAUCAAGAAUGGCAUCGAAUAUCAUUAUGUGACGAUUACAUUGGAUUUACAGCAGGUGUUCCAGAUUGCCUAUGUGAUUGUGAAAGCAGCCAACUCCCCUCGGCCUGGAAACUGGAUUCUGGAACGUUCCCUCGAUGAUGUGGAGUACAAGCCCUGGCAGUAUCAUGCUGUGACAGACACAGAGUGCCUGACCCUCUACAAUAUCUAUCCCCGCACUGGGCCGCCAUCCUAUGCCAAAGACGAUGAGGUCAUCUGCACUUCAUUUUAUUCCAAGAUUCACCCUUUGGAAAAUGGAGAGAUUCACAUUUCUUUGAUCAAUGGGCGACCAAGUGCUGAUGAUCCCUCUCCUGAACUAUUGGAAUUCACCUCUGCUCGCUAUAUUCGCCUGAGAUUUCAGCGGAUCCGUACUUUGAAUGCUGACUUGAUGAUGUUUGCUCACAAAGACCCCAGAGAAAUCGACCCCAUUGUCACAAGAAGAUAUUACUACUCAGUCAAGGAUAUUUCGGUUGGAGGGAUGUGCAUCUGCUAUGGUCAUGCUCGGGCUUGUCCACUUGAUCCAGCAACAAAUAAAUCUCGCUGUGAGUGUGAGCACAACACCUGUGGGGAGAGCUGUGACAGGUGCUGUCCCGGAUUCCAUCAGAAGCCCUGGAGGGCUGGGACUUUCCUGACCAAGACUGAGUGUGAAGCCUGCAAUUGUCACGGAAAAGCUGAAGAGUGCUAUUAUGAUGAAAAUGUUGCCAGAAGAAAUCUGAGUUUAAAUAUCCAUGGAAAGUACAUCGGGGGCGGGGUGUGCAUCAACUGCACACAAAAUACGGCUGGAAUAAAUUGUGAGACGUGUAUUGACGGAUUCUUCAGACCCAAAGAGGUGUCACCAAAUUAUCCAAGACCAUGUCAGCCAUGUCACUGUGAUCCAGUUGGUUCUUUAAGUGAAGUCUGUGUCAAGGAUGAGAAAUAUGCCCGGCGAGGUUUGACACCAGGAUCCUGUCACUGCAAAACUGGCUUUGGAGGCAUGAGUUGUGGUCAGUGUGCCAGGGGCUACAGUGGCUACCCAGACUGCCAACCCUGCAACUGCAGUGGCUUAGGGAGCACAAAUGAGGACCCUUGUGUUGGGCCCUGUAACUGCAAGGAGAAUGUUGAAGGUGAAGACUGCAGUCGCUGCAAACCUGGCUUCUUCAACUUACAAGAGGAAAAUGAGAAGGGCUGUGAUGAGUGCUUCUGUUCUGGAGUGUCAAACAGAUGUCAGAGUUCCUACUGGACUUAUGCCAACGUUCAAGAUAUGCACGGCUGGUCUCUCACUGACAUCUCUGGCAACAUUCGUGUGGCUCCACAGCGUGACAACCAAGAAUCACCCCAGCAGAUCAGUGUCAGUAACUCUGAGGCCAGGAGAUCCCUCCCAGAUGGUUACUAUUGGAGUGCACCGGCUCCUUAUCUGGGAAACAAACUCCCUGCCGUAGGAGGACAGUUAACAUUUACCAUCUCAUAUGACCUUGAAGAAGAGGAAGAAGAUACAGAAAAAAUCCUGCAGCUGAUGAUUAUCUUAGAGGGAAAUAACUUGAGAAUCAGCACUGCCUUCAAGGAGGUGUAUUUGGAACCAUCUGAAGAACACAUUGAGGUGUUAUUACUCAAAGAAGAGUCAUUUACCAUCCAUAGAACAAACACACCAAUCAGUAGAAAAGAUUUUAUGACCGUGUUUGCAAAUGUGGAGAGAGUUCUCCUACAAAUCACAUACAACUUGGGGAUGGAUGCCAUCUUCAGAUUGAGUUCUGUCAAUCUUGAAUCUGCUGUCCCCUUUCCUACUGAUGGAAAUCUUGCUGCUUCUGUUGAAGUUUGCCAAUGUCCACCAGGGUACAGUGGCACCUCUUGUGAGUCUUGUUGGCCUAGGCACAGAAGAGUUAAUGGCACUGUUUUUGGUGGCAUUUGUGAAGUAUGUCAGUGCUUUGGUCAUGCAGAAUCCUGCGAUGACAUCACUGGAGAGUGCUUGAACUGUAAGGAUCACACAGGUGGCCUGUAUUGCAAUCAAUGUCUUCCUGGUUUCUAUGGUGAUCCUACUCAAGGAACCUCUGAAGACUGUCAGCCUUGUGCCUGUCCACUCAAUAUCCCAUCCAAUAACUUUAGCCCAACGUGCCAUUUAGACCAGAGUCUGGGAUUGAUUUGUGAUGAAUGUCCUGUUGGGUACACAGGACUACGCUGCGAGAGGUGUGCAGAAGGCUAUUUUGGACAACCUUCUGUACCUGGAGGAUCAUGUCAGCCAUGCCAAUGCAAUGACAACCUUGACUUCUCCAUCCCUGGCAGCUGUGACAGCUUGUCUGGCUCCUGUCUGAUAUGUAAGCCAGGUACAACAGGCCGGUACUGUGAGCUCUGUGCUGAUGGAUAUUUUGGAGACGCAGUUGAUGUAAAGAACUGUCAGCCCUGCCAUUGUAACAUCAAUGGUUCCUUCUCAGAGAUUUGUGACACUAGAACUGGGCAGUGUCAAUGCAGACCCAACGUGCACGGGAGGCGCUGUGAUGAGUGUAAGCCCGAAACAUUUGGCUUGCAAUCGGCAGGGGGGUGUGUGCCCUGCAACUGCAAUUCGUUCGGAUCAAAAUCAUUUGACUGUGAAGAGAAUGGGCAGUGCUGGUGCCAGCCUGGAGUCACAGGAAAGAAAUGUGACCACUGCGCCCAUGGCUACUUUAACUUCCAAGAAGGAGGCUGCACAGCUUGUGACUGUUCCCAUCUGGGUGAUAAUUGUGACCCAAAAACUGGCCAAUGCAUUUGCCCUCCCAAUACCAUUGGAGAGAAAUGUUCUGAGUGUGUACCCAACACCUGGGGCCACAGCAUCGUCACUGGCUGUAAGGUUUGUAACUGCAGUUCAGUGGGGUCCUUGGAUUUCCAGUGCAAUGUAAAUACAGGCCAGUGCAACUGCCACCCAAAAUUUUCUGGGGCUCAAUGCACAGAAUGCAGUCGAGGUCACUGGAACUACCCUCACUGCAGUCUCUGUGAGUGUUUCCUGCCUGGGACAGAUGCCACAACCUGUGAUCCAGAGACUAAAAAAUGUUCCUGCAGUGAUCAGACUGGGCAGUGUACCUGUAAGGUGAAUGUGGAAGGCGUCCGUUGUGACAGGUGCCGCCCUGGUAAAUUUGGAUUUGAUGCCAAGAAUCCACUUGGUUGCAGCAGCUGCUAUUGCUUUAGGGUUACCAGUCAGUGUGCUGAAGCGAAAGGGCUGAUCCGUACGUGGGUGACUCUGAGUGAUGAUCGGACCAUCUUGCCCCUGGUCGAUGAGGCCCUACAACACACAACUACCAAAGGCAUUGCUUUUCAACACCCAGAGAUUGUUGCAGACAUGGAGAAGGUCAAGCAAGAUCUCCAUUUGGAACCUUUUUAUUGGAAACUCUCAGAGCAAUUUGAAGGAAAGAAGUUGACAGCCUACGGAGGCAAACUCAAGUACACAAUCUAUUUUGAGGCUCGGGAAGAGACCAGCUUCACAACAUACAAGCCUCAAGUUAUCAUUCGAGGUGGGACUCCUACUCAUGCUAGACUUAUCACCAGACAUGUGGCAGCACCUCUCAUUGGCCAGUUGACAAGGCAUGAAAUUGAAAUGACAGAGAAAGAAUGGAAAUAUUAUGGUGAUGAUCCUCGAGUCAGUAGAACUGUAACCCGUGAAGACUUCUUGGAUGUACUAUAUGACAUUCAUUAUAUUCUCAUCAAAGCUACUUAUGGAAACGUCAUGAGACAAAGCCGGAUUUCCGAAAUCUCCAUGGAAGUUGCUGAACCAGGACAUGUCACAGUAGCAACUCCACCUGCAAAGUUGAUAGAAAAAUGUGACUGCCCCCCAGGUUACUCUGGCUUGUCCUGUGAGACAUGCUCACCAGGAUUUUAUCGAUUGCGUUCUGAACCAGGCGGCCGUACUUCUGGACCUACGCUAGGCACCUGUGUUCCCUGUCAGUGUAAUGGGCACAGCAGCCAGUGUGACCCUGAUACCUCUAUAUGCCAGAGCUGCCAGCAUCACACUGCUGGUGAUUUCUGUGAGCGAUGUGCCCUUGGCUACUAUGGACUCGUCAAAGGAUUACCAAAUGACUGUCAGCCGUGUGCAUGCCCUCUGAUUUCUCCAGGCAACAAUUUCAGCCCCUCUUGUGUGAUGGAAGGUCUGGAUGAUUACCGCUGCACAGCCUGCCCACGGGGGUAUGAAGGACAGUACUGUGAAAGAUGUGCCCCUGGCUACACUGGCAGUCCCAGCAGCCCUGGAGGCUCCUGCCAAGAAUGUGAGUGUGACCCUUAUGGCUCCCUGCCUGUCCCCUGUGACCCAGUCACAGGACUCUGCACGUGCCGCCCUGGAGCCACCGGAAGAAAGUGUGACGGCUGCAAGCACUGGCAUGCACGCGAGGGCCCCGAGUGUGUCUUUUGUGGAGAUGAGUGCACGGGCCUCCUUCUUGGUGACCUGGCUCGCCUGGAACAGAUAGUCAUGAACAUCAACCUCACAGGCCCACUUCCUGCUCCAUAUAAAAUUCUGUAUGGUCUUGAAAACACAACUCAGGAACUAAAGCACCUGCUCUCACCCCAGCGGGCACCAGAGAGGCUCAUUCAGUUGGCAGAGGGCAACCUCAACACACUUGUGAUGGAAAUGAAUGAACUUCUGACCAGAGUGACAAAAGUGACAGCAGAUGGAGAGCAGACAGGACAGGAUGCUGAAAGGACCAAUGCAAGAGCAGAGUCCUUAGGAGAAUUCAUUAAGGAGCUUGUCCAGGAUGCUGAAGCUGUAAAUGAAAAAGCUGUUAAACUAAAUAAAACACUAAGAAGUCAAGACAAGGCUGUGGAGAGAAAUGUACAAGAACUUCAGAAGGAGAUAGAUCGGAUGCUGAAGGAACUCAGGAGGAGGAAUCUCGACACACAGAAGGAAGUGGCUGAGGAUGAGCUGGUAGCUGCUGAAGCCCUUCUGAAGAGAGUAAACAAGCUGUUCGGAGAGCCUAGAGCCCAAAAUGAAGAACGGGAGAAGGAUCUCCGAGGGAAACUAGCAGACUACAAGGACAGAAUUGAUGAUGCUUGGGACCUGCUGAGAGAAGCCACAGAGAAAACACGAGAGGCAAAUCGUUUGUCUGCUGACAACCAGAAGAACAUGACCGAUUUGGAGAAAAAGAAGGAGGCUGUUGAAAGUGGCAAACGCCAAAUUGAGAACACUUUAAAAGAGGGCAAUGAGAUACUUGAUGAAGCCAACCGACUUGCAGAUGAAAUCAACUCAGUCAUAAAUUAUGUUGAAGAUAUUAAGAUUAAAUUUCCACCGAUGUCCGAGGAGCUUAGUGACAAAAUAGAUGACCUCUCCCAGGAAAUAAAGGACAGGAAGCUUGCUGAGAAGGUGUCCCAGGCUGAGAGCCACGCGGCUCAGCUGAAUGGAUCGGCUGCUGUGCUUGAUGGCAUCCUGGAUGAGGCUAAGAACAUCUCUUUCAAUGCUACUGCUGCCUUCAGGGCUUACAGCAAUAUUAAAGACCACAUUGAUGAAGCUGAAAAUGUUGCCAAAGAAGCCAAAGGUCUUGCGCAUGAAGCUAUAAAACUGGCAACAGGUCCUCAAGGCUUAUUGAAGGAAGAUGCCAAAGGUUCUCUUCAGAAAAGCUUCAGGAUCCUUAAUGAAGCCAAGAAGUUAGCAAAUGAUGUGAAAGAAAAUCACAACCAACUAAACGGCUUGACAGCCAGGUUAGAAAGUGCUGAUGUUAGAAAUGGUGACCUCCUUCAAGCUCUGAAUGACACUUUGGGAAAGUUAUCAGCCAUUCCAAAUGACACAGCUGCUAAGUUACAGGCUGUUAAGGACAAAGCCAGACAAGCCAACGACACAGCGAAAGCUGUACUGGCCCAGAUUAAAGACCUGCACCAGAGCCUGGAAGGCCUGAAGCAAAACUACAAUAAACUAGCAGACAGUGUGGCCAAAACAAACGCCGUGGUGAAAGAUCCAUCCAAGAACAAAAUCAUUGCAGAUGCAGAUGCCACUGUGAAAAAUCUAGAACAAGAAGCUGAUCGGCUGAUAGAUAAGAUAAAACCCAUCAAGGAACUUGAGGAUAACUUAAAGAAAAACAUCUCUGAGAUAAAGGAACUCAUAAACCAAGCCCGGAAACAAGCCAAUUCUAUCAAAGUAUCUGUGUCUUCAGGAGGAGAUUGUAUUCGAACAUACAAGCCAGAAAUCAAGAAAGGAAGCUACAAUAAUAUUAUUGUUAAUGUCAAGACAGCUGUUGCUGACAACCUUCUUUUUUACCUUGGAAGCGCCAAAUUUAUUGACUUUCUCGCCAUAGAAAUGCGUAAAGGCAAAGUAAGCUUCCUCUGGGAUGUGGGCUCUGGAGUUGGGCGUGUAGAGUAUCCAGAUUUGACUAUCGAUGACUCAAAUUGGUACCGUAUUGAAGCGUCAAGAACUGGAAGAAAUGGAUCUAUUUCUGUGAGAGCCCUGGAUGGGCCCAAAGCCAGCAUUGUGCCCAGCACCUACCACUCAGUGUCUCCCCCGGGGUACACCAUUCUAGAUGUGGAUGCAAAUGCAAUGCUGUUUGUUGGUGGCUUGACUGGGAAAAUAAAGAAGGCUGAUGCUGUACGUGUGAUCACAUUUACUGGCUGUAUGGGAGAAACAUACUUUGACAGCAAACCUAUAGGUUUAUGGAACUUCCGGGAAAUAGAAGGUGACUGCAAAGGAUGUACUGUCAGUCCUCAGGUGGAAGACAGUGAGGGGACUAUUCAAUUUGAUGGAGAAGGUUAUGCAUUGGUGAGCCGCCCCCUCCGCUGGUACCCCAACAUCUCUACAGUCAUGUUCAAGUUCCGGACCUUUUCAUCAAGUGCUCUCCUGAUGUACCUUGCCACACGAGACCUGAAAGAUUUCAUGAGUGUAGAGCUCGCUGAUGGGCACAUAAAAGUCAGCUAUGAUCUGGGUUCAGGAAUGGCUUCCGUUGUCAGCAAUCAAAAUCAUAAUGAUGGGAAAUGGAAGUCAUUCACCCUGUCAAGAAUUCAGAAACAAGCCAACAUAUCAAUUGUAGAUAUAGAUACCAACCAGGAGGAGAACAUAGCAACUUCAUCUUCUGGAAACAACUUUGGUCUUGACUUGAAAGCAGAUGAAAAAAUAUAUUUUGGUGGCCUGCCAACUCUGAGAAACUUGAGUAUGAAAGCAAGGCCAGAAGUAAAUGUGAAGAAAUAUUCCGGCUGCCUCAAAGAUAUUGAAAUUUCAAGGACUCCGUACAAUAUACUCAGUCGCCCUGAUUAUGUUGGUGUUACCAAAGGCUGUUCACUGGAGAAUGUCUACACAGUUAGCUUCCCCAAGCCUGGUUAUGUGGAGCUUGCCCCUGUGCCUAUUGAUGUAGGAACAGAAAUCAAUCUUUCCUUCAGUACCAAGAAUGAGUCUGGGAUUAUUCUCUUGGGAAGUGGAGGGACACCAUCACCCCCUAGGAGAAAACGGAGGCAAACUGGACAGGCCUAUUAUGCCAUACUCCUCAACAAGGGCCGACUGGAAGUGCAUCUGUCCUCAGGGAUGCGGACAAUGAGGAAAAUUGUCGUCAGACCAGAGCCAAGUCUGUUUCAUGAUGGGAGAGAACAUUCUGUUCAUGUGGAAAGAACUAGAGGCAUCUUCACUGUGCAAGUUGAUGAAGACAGAAGACAUGUGCAAAAUCUGUCAGCAGAACAACCCAUUGAGGUGAAAAGGCUCUUUGUUGGGGGUGCUCCACCCGAGUUUCAGCCUUCCCCUCUCCGGAACAUUCCUCCAUUUGAAGGCUGUGUGUGGAAUCUUGUUAUUAACUCUGUCCCGAUGGACUUUGCACAGCCUGUAUCCUUCAAAAAUGCAGACAUUGGCCGCUGUGUCCAUCAGAAGCGUUGGGAAGAUGAGGCAGGUGCUGUUCCAGCUGAAGUCAUUAUCCAGCCACAGCCAGUGCCUGGCCCUGCGUUUCCCACACCUGCCCCGGCUCAGACACAUGGCCCUUGUGUUGCAGAAUCAGAACCAACUUUUCUAACAGGAAGCAAGCAGUUCGGGCUAUCGAAAAACAGCCACAUUGCCAUUGCAUUUGAUGAUACCAAGGUUAAAAAUAGCCUCACAAUUGAGCUGGAAGUGCGGACGGAAGCUGAAUCAGGCUUGCUUUUUUACAUGGCUCGGAUCAAUCAUGCUGAUUUUGCGACUGUUCAGCUGAGAAAUGGGUUCGCCUACUUCAGUUAUGACUUGGGAAGUGGCGACACCAACACCAUGAUCCCUACCAGAAUCAAUGAUGGCCAGUGGCACAAGAUUAAGAUUGUGCGAGUUAAGCAAGAAGGAAUUCUUUAUGUAGAUGAUGCUUCUAACAGAACCAUCAGUCCCAAGAAAGCUGAUAUCCUGGAUGUUGUGGGAAUGCUGUACGUUGGUGGGUUACCAAUCAACUAUACCACACGAAGAAUUGGUCCAGUGACCUACAGCAUUGAGGGCUGUGUGAGGAAUCUCCACAUGGAACAGGCCUCUGUUGAUCUGGAUCGGCCAACCUCCAGCUUCCAUGUCGGGACAUGCUUUGCAAAUGCUCAGAGAGGAACUUAUUUUGAUGGGACGGGUUUUGCCAAAGCAGUUGGUGGGUUCAAAGUGGGAUUGGACCUUCUUGUAGAAUUUGAAUUCCGUACCACUAGACCCACUGGAGUUCUCCUGGGAAUCAGCAGUCUGAAAAUGGAUGGAAUGGGUAUCGAAAUAAUUGAUGAAAAGCUAAUGUUCCAUGUGGAUAAUGGCGCUGGUCGAUUCACUGCGGUCUAUGAUGCUGGAAUCCCAGGGCAUUUGUGCGAUGGACAAUGGCAUAAAGUCACUGCCAACAAGAUCAAACACCGCCUUGAGCUCACAGUAGAUGGGAACCAGGUGGGCUCCCAAAGCCCCAACCCAGCAUCAACAUCAGCGGAUACAAAUGACCCUGUUUUUGUUGGAGGUUUCCCAGAUGGCCUCAACCAGUUUGGCCUGACCACCAACAUUAGGUUCCGAGGUUGUAUCCGAUCCCUGAGGCUCACCAAAGGCACUGGCAAGCCACUGGAAAUUAAUUUUGCCAAAGCCCUGGAACUGAGGGGUGUUCAACCUGUAUCAUGCCCAGCUGACUAAUAAACAGAAGUACAACCCCGAGAUGGGUCCAUCAUAAAAAGUAUAUUAAGUAAAACUAUGUAUUUACCUAUGCAUAUUAAUAAACUAAUGUUUGCAUAUAUAUAAUAUAUAAUUCCUUCUGUAUUCAGAUGGUGCUAAUUCAGAACCCAGAUUGAAUUUUAAUCUACGUUUUCUUUCAAGCUUGUGAUUAUUAAACCAGUUAUUUCACUCUAAAUAACUGCUUGUUUUGUAUGAUUUUUUUAAAGAUAAAAGGCAACUGAUCAUAAAUUGAAUCUGAAACAUACCCUGGAGUCA